UUGGCCGCCGGGGCUUUCGACGGACUGGUUCGGGUCACGGCACUUGGCAUGCCCACAUAUUCGGACGCGCUGGACUGGCUCUCGCAGGGAAUCACCGUCGAGCAGGCUCAGACGCAGAAGAGGAACGCCGCACAGUGGCGGCAGCGCUUUGCGAGCUGGAGCAACGAAUUGUGGAAAGCAGCUACCCCUCUCUUCAAGGGAGGCCAACCAGCACCAGCCCAUGCAGCCGCAGAUAUGCGAGAGCAGUGGGUCAAACGUUGGAAGCCAGAAAACUACGACAACACGGGCUACGUCGCCGCCUGGAGGCAACAUGUCUCGGCCGUGGCCUUCCCGAAGUCCACCCACCCUCUUGACUGGAUGCCGUCGCUCGACACCUUCGCGCACGCAGUCCGUCAGGCUAAAGGAUGCCCAGGACAGUGCGGCGCGGAGAUGGACCUCUCGGCGGCGUUCGACCACAGCCAUGGCCAGCAGUUCCGGCCCCGGCAGAGCACCGCGGACGGGGCAGCGCGGAGUAUCGUGGAAUCCGCGGGCAGCGUUUGCGGGUGCGUCUUCACGUGCGUGGACGUCAAGAUCGCCUCCACCAUCACGUUCUCGCAGCAUGCCCGCGCGGGGGAGCUGCUGGAGGUGCGGGGCAUGGAGAAGGCGAGCGGCGCUGGCUCCAUCAACCUGGAUAUGGAGAGCUUCGACGACUUCGCUGGGGCGGCGAAGAGGAGCGAGGGGGAGCCAACGCUGAGCGAUGUCAUGCUCGCGCAGCGCAUGGCCGGAGGGCCCCUCGCGCUGGCCUCGCGGACGCGUCCGGACAUCGCCUUUGCAGCGUCGCGCGUCGCAGAUGUCGCCGCGAAGCGUCCUGUCCAGAGUUUGUUGCUCGGCGAGAAAAUCUUGCGCUACCUCGCCGGGGCGAUGCGCGUGGGUUCGGGGCGCCACGUCGCGCUGGGGUCGGCAUGGCGAGCCGCCCCCUCUGGGUCGCACGCCGGCGCGAGCUUCAAGGACAUCCGCGCCCAGACGGGUGUCUCCGCGUACCUCUUCGGUCGUUUGGUCGAUUGGCGCAGCAUGCGGCGCCAGCAGGUCGUCCUGUUCAGCGCCACGGAGGCGGAGGUGAACGCACUGGCCGUCGGCGAGAACAUGAGCGCUGCGGCAACCGCCGCUCUCGAGAGCAUGGGGCUCCGAGUGAGGCCGGCGCUGCGCGGAGACAGUGCCGCGGCGAACCACGUGGCAGAAGGGCAAGGUUCAUGGCGGACCCGCGCAUUGUCCACGAAGGUCAACGCCAUCCACUCCAGGAUGGCACGCGGGCUGCUCGAGGUGCCUUUCGUCGGCACCACCGAGCAGUGCGCGGGCGGACUCGCGACGUGCGGCGGGGCGCUGAGCCUGCCAGAAGGCGGGGGUCGAAUCCUCGCGACGGCGCGCUGUGGCGGGCCGCUCCUGGUGUUCCUCUGGACGCUCGUGACCGUGGUCCGUGAUCCUCCGAGCCUCGAGGAGGAGCCGCUGGAGGGUGAGGACUUCACGCCCGAGCGGGUUAUGCCAGUGGAGGUAUGGAGCAGGCGCUACUAUCGCCGGAGCGCGACAGAUGGUCUGGAGAUUUUCCUAGUUCGACGGAAGACUGGGAAUUGCUGGGCGGCCCUGCUGCCCGAUCUCUCCAUGGGCACCAUCACGAUCACUGCGAAGACUACGGUCUUCUCCGACCCCGUGCCAGGCAUCCGCUGGCAGGCGCUUCCCGCACUCACGCAGGUGCAGAAGAACAGUUUCAUGCAGCAGGCUACGGACGGUCUGCGGGCAGGUACUAUCCCAGCGCUGGAGCUGUACCGACCGGGUCGUCAGGCCCAGCAGGCUGUCGCCGUCAACGUGCUCUAUGCUAUGGCCAGCUCUGCUCGCUCUUCGCUGCGUACUCUGCGGUGGGCGUUGCGCUCUCCGUACCGUGUGCUGGGGCUGCUGGCGCUGGGUUUCGUGCUGUUCGAGGCUCUGAAGUACCUGGGGGUGGUGGAUAUGAUCGUGGAGACGUGGUCCGCGUUUGUGAGCUGGAUGGUGGCCUGCAGGGACACUGUCAUCGAGUCGUCCGAGACAAUCCAGGAGUGGGUGUCCUACGGGGGCGAGUGGGUGGAGUGGGCUCGGAAGCUCAUGCCGUUGCGGCGCUGGGCGGCCUUGCUGCUGGCGCUCGUCCUGCUCAUGAUCUGGGGAGCUCGCGAGAUGCAGGAGGCGGAGGAGACUGGUCACUCGUCGGUGGCCUCGUCCUCGGCAUCAUCUGUGGUCGGCGACGUCGGGGGUGCCUCGGUCGUGGGGCCUCCUUUGCCGCCGCCUUCAGGGGCUUCUCCGCCCGUCGCUGCUGGUCCCGACCCCGCCCUCGUGGCCCAGUUGGACGACUUAGCCGAGUCUCAGAGGGCGAUGGCCGCGGAGCUGAACGAGAUCAGGAUUGCCGAGCGGGCUCGGGAGCUGAGGCGCUCGGCGAUGGUGUCAUCGAGCGCGGACCGUGGUGCCGAGGUGGCGGCUGCCAACCAGCUGCAGAUCCAGUCCAUGCUGAGCCGGCUCGACGAGUUCGAGGCUCGCUUGCAGGGAGGUGCCGUGGCGGCAGCGCCUGCGGGGGCAGCGGGAGCCUCCCCUGCCGCGCCCGUGGGCACGGCGGAGGGUCCCGCCUCGCCGGCGCGCGGGGACGCAGCGGUGCCGAUGGAGACUCCCGACAAGCGUGCAGCCUCGGAGCCUGCCGAGGCGGUGUCUUUGGCCAUCAAGCGGAUGAGGUUCAAGGCUCAGAUGCCACAGCAGGUCUUCCUGGAGCAGCUGGAGGACUUCAAGGAGUACCCAGCCUCCGAGUGGGCGACGAGGAUGCCGGAGGGCUACAGGGAGAGAAUCGCGCCGGACGUUCUCUCGGAGGUCUACUCGACUGGGAAGACGGCGGAGGCGUGGGCGAGGGACUACAUCAGGGAUCGUGGCCUCGCCGACUGCAACACCGCGAGGGAGAUGAUCGCGACCUUCGCGGCCGUGGACACCAUGCUCAUGACGGACCGCCAGAAGGGGCUCUUGAACCAGGUGAGCUUCGAGAGGCUGGUGCGCAAGGGUUACGCUCUGGUGAGGGCCUACCGCGACGUGCACUGCCGCGACGACUGGAGCAGGCCCAAGGACGCCAAGAGCUGGAAGUCCAAGGUCGACUGGGAGGCGGCGCGGCGCUUGGAUCCGCAGCUGGCCGGCGAGAGCACGAUCAGGGUCAUGAGUGCAGAGGAGGAGGUGAAGAAGGCAAUGGGUCGAGAUGCGCAGCUGAUCAAGGCGCGCACGGACCUGGACGGCGGGGGUGCGAGCCCGCCGACGUCGAGCUCACGGCGGGUGCUCUCACGCUGGCGGGAGGAGCUGGACGUCGCGCAGCGGGCCAAUCGGUGCUUGCUGGGACUCCGCCAGCUCUAUCGUGGGACGUUGGGCGACGAGCUCCUGCAUCCUGGGGAGAUCUGGGGUCAGGGGCCACUGCCCAGCACCAUGGACGGGGACCUCUCGAGGCGUGUGCUGGAGGAGGUACGUCGCCUACCACCGCCUCCCUCGACGCCCGAGCAAGGAGCCGCGAUCCUGCGGCUGCGCCCCGCCGCUACGGCGGCGGAGAACCAAUCCCGGUCGACCUAUACCCAACGGUUGGCCGAGCUGCGGAGGAGGUGUGCUGGUGGACAGGUGCGACUGCCAGACCGGGGCGAGACGUUUCCCGCCCAUUGGGAGCGGGUCGCUCUUCCCCCUCCAGGCUCAAUGCCGGUGAGCGCGAGGUCUGUGUCGCCGAGAGUGGCUCAGAUGCUAGACGAUUUUCGGAGGGAGAUGCUGAAGGAGGACGGCGAGGAGUGCGUCAGGGCCGCGGAGGUGAAGAAUUACGUGGACCCGCACUUCCGCCGCAAGAAGGACAUGCUGAUGCUGGCCAAGCGCAUGGCGCUGGCUGGGAUGCUGUGCCGCUGCGAAUCGAAGGUGGACGAGGUCGGGCUCUUCUGUGUGGUGAAGAAGGCCGAGGUCGUGGACGGCGAGCCGUUGGUGUCAUUGCGUUUGGUUUUCGAUCAGCGGCGGUCCAACCUACGCUGGCGGGCGCCGCCGUGGUGUGCCAUGGGCGGGGUCAGUGCCAUGUCGUUUUUGGACGUGUCCGAGGAGAUGGCGGAGGAGGGCGCUCGAAUGGUGUUUGGUACUGGCGACCUCCCCGACUUCUACUACACGCUGGACUUGGGCGAGGCGAUCGCGCCCUACUUCGUGCUGCCUGGAGUCCGAGCUUCGGAGCUUCUCGACGUUCUCCCCUCGGACGCCUGCCUGAGCGGGCCAGGCGAGCACGUUGGUGUGCGCGUGGCGCUGAUGGGUUUCUCUUGGGCCUGCUGGAUGGCCCAGACGACUAUGGAGGACCUGUUCAACUCUGGUCCCUCCAUGGGGAUGCCUGCCCUUGCCGAGGAGCAGCGUCUGGCAGAAGGCGGCCCGCUGCCCCUGAUCAGUCGGGGGGUGCCUGCGGCGCACUACGAGUACAUCGACGACUUCGGCAUCAUCGGGGUGGACUACCCUCCCAUUGCCGACGCCGAGCCGCCCACGCAGGUCAGGGACAUCUGGUUGGGAGCCAAGUACCUGGUGAACGCCGCGGGUUUCAAUGUGCACAAGGACGACUGCUCGGGACAGGCCCGGAUGAUCGGUGGAGACUUCGUGGGCGCACGCCUAGCCCCGAACCAGGACAAGAUGUGGCUGGCCGUGGCCGGGGUGAGCGAGAUCCUCAAGCAGAGGUCGGAGUUCCCGGACGCGGUGGCCAAGAUCGUGGGUAUCCUGUCCUGGGGCUUCUUGAUCACUCGAGGGGCCCUGAGCGUCUUCUCGGAGGUCUAUCACUGGUGCAUGGAGUUCCGAGGGGGCCCCCGCCGUCGGCUGCCCGACGAGGUCCUCCGCGAGCUGGCUGUGGCAGCGGCGGUGGUGCCGCUGGUGUCUGUCGACCUGGCCAUGCCCUGGGACCCCGCGGUGACGAUGUUCGACGCGAGCCUCUACGGCGGGGCCAUCAUCUCGGCCCAGGCCGACAUCCAGGCGCCGAAGGAGCGACUGCAGGGCGAGACCGUGCUGCCCGCCGACACGGGUCAGGUGAUCGAGGAGUUGGCGGACAUCGCGGAGGAGGAUCCCUUCGCGCCGCUGCGGCUGGGUCGGACCGUGAGGGCGAAGGUGCUGCGUUUCUUUCACCUCUGCAGCGGCCACACGCGGUCGGGCGACUUGGAGUUCUGGCUCGCUCGUCUCGCGGCCAGUCGGGGGUACGUGGUGCAGUGCACGAACGUGGACAUCGGGUUCGGGCCGGAGUUCGACCUGUCCGAGGAGGUGAACGUGCGGAGGCUGGAGCUGCUCGCCGAGCUGGAGGUGGAUGGAGGCCAUGCUGGACCCUCGUGCGCUACGUGGUCGAGGGUGCGCUUCCAGCCAGGAGGACCCCCUCCUGUGCGCCUCCGCUCACACCCGUGGGGCCGCCCCGGUCUUCACGGCGCCGACCUGAGGAAGGUGGAGAUGGGUUCGGCGCAGCUGUUGAGCAGCCUGCGCGUGCUCAGGGCGAUCGCUCUACGAGGUGGCUCAGUCUCGCUGGAGCAUCCUGCCGACCCGGGGAAGCCUCCGUUCCCCUCGAUCUUUGCAACGCCCGAGGUGCUGGAGUGGGAGGAGGUUCUCGGUGCCUACAGGGUGACCUUUCCUCAGUGCAUGUGGGGCUGUCCCGCACUCAAGUUGACCACUAUCUCGGGGACAGCCAAGGACCUGCAGCGGCUCAUUCGCCCAUGUAUUCACAAGAGCCACACGGCGAGCUUGUGCGGGAAGGACGAGACGGGGCGUUUCAGGACGCGGGUAGCUCAGGCUUACUCGUCCGACCUCUGCCGCGUGCUGGCCGAGUGCCACCUGGACGCGAUGCUGGACGGGCGCGAGCGGCGCGAGGCGGAGUUCACCGAGAGGGCCGUGGAGCUGCUGAUCAAGGAGACGCUCGAGCGGAGGCGGCGCAACAUACGGGACAUCGACGUGCUGCCUGCCUCUUUCCUGGAGGCUGGGCUCUCGCUUCUGCCCUACUCGGUGGGCAAGAAGACGGCCCUCAACUGCUACGUGCCCAACGUGCGGCGCUUCCUGGAGUUCGCGCUGGACCUCGACCUGCCCAUGAUGAGCAGGGAGGAGAUCGACAACUCCAUCCUGGUCUACCUAGACUACCUGGUCGAGGACGAGGAGGUGGGACCGCACAGGGGCGACUACGUGGUGCACGGCAUGGCGUUCGUUUGGCCUGAGCUGUCUACGGGCCUCCCGCGAGCCAAUCGGGCCCUGCGGGCGUGGCACAAGAUGCACGUGGCCGGCGAGGGUGGGCCUCAGCCACUCGAGGUGUGGGCUGCCCUGGGCGAGGCCAUGAGGCUGGCCGGGUCCGUGGAGGCAGCAGAUGCAGCAGCGCUGGCGGUCGACGCCUACCUCCGCUCGGCGGAGGUCUUCGCGCUGCGAGUCGAGGACAUCAUCGACGCCGACAAUGACGUGGUGGCCAUCAAGCUGGGCGUGCAGGAGCGGAACGAGCGCACCAAGACGGGAGUGAGGCAGGGCGUGCUGAUCGACCGCCCGCACAUCGCCGACAUGCUGCGGGCGCGCAAGGCGGCCAAGAAGCCGGGCGAGCUGGUCUUCGGCUGCUCGGUGGAGGCCUACCGUCGUGCCCUGCGGAAGGCCAGCGACGACAUCGGCAUCACCGCCUUCCCAGCCCACUCAGCGAGGCACUCGGGCCCCAGCCACGACGCGGCGGAGGGCUAUCGGACGGUGUGGGCCAUCCAGCGGCGCGGCCGCUGGGCUUCUGAGAAGUCGGUGCUGCGCUACAUGAAGACGCACGCCCUGGUGGCCGCGAGAGCGGCCGCGCCCGCCGCCGUGAUGGCGCGCGGCCGUGAGCUCCUGGCCAGGCCCCACUGGGGCCCUUUCUGGCUUCUUCCGGCCUCACGGGCCGGGCUGGACAACUACCUGGCUGCCGUCGCCGAGAGCUGUCCGGAGGGCGACGUG
Molecule: messenger RNA, 6951 nt
Organism: Prorocentrum cordatum
Lineage: Eukaryota; Dinophyceae; Prorocentrales; Prorocentraceae
Source: the annotation of a GenBank genome assembly